Molecule: messenger RNA, 867 nt
Organism: Salvia splendens (bonfire salvia)
Lineage: Eukaryota; Viridiplantae; Streptophyta; Magnoliopsida; Lamiales; Lamiaceae
Product: zinc finger protein 1
Exons: 1
Coding region: 1-867 (288 amino acids)
Biological process (GO): negative regulation of abscisic acid-activated signaling pathway
Source: RefSeq, a predicted model, not a curated record
AUGGAAUCCCUCGACAUCAAGCCAUAUGAUGUAUUGCAAGCCCUCAGCAUCGAGCCAUGCCACUCGGAUGGCUCGGUCACCUCGGUCGAAUCUUCUACUAGAAGUUAUUUGACCGAAGAAGAAGAAGGAACAGGACACGAGGCUCUCACGACUCGUGUGUUUCUAGAUCUGAAACAUGAAGGGCCGGAAAGGCCUACUUCAGAGGUAGAAUGCACAAGAUACGAGACUGACAAUUCUUGUGUCUCGCUAGAUCUCAAGCUAGCCAGUGAUCAGGGCGAGGCGAUGAGUCCUAGAGAUCAAUCCAACGACCUAGAGCCGUUGGCCAAAAAAACUCUCUCCUGCAAAUUCUGCACGAGGGAGUUUUCUACCUCCCAGGCAUUGGGAGGCCACCAAAACGCCCACAAGGUAGAGAGGGCGGCGGUCAAGCACCGCCACAAAAUGGUGGACGCGGCCGUGGCGGGUCCCACGCGGCUACACCCAUACUUACCCUACUUAGCAUACCCUAACUUCAAUAGAUCGAUUGGGGACUUCAUUAGGGCAAAAUCGAUGAUUCAUAAACCCUACUCCCACUACCAUCAAGCAAUGGCGCGACGUCUCGCCCAGGAAAAGAUGUCUAGGGCUUACUUGGUAAGGCCCUCACCAUCAAUGAAGGUUGAUGGAUCUCUGAAUUUAAGAGGAAACCCUAAUCAACGGUUGAGAUUGAGGGAUGGAGGAUUUCUGAGUUUAGGAGGAAGUCAUAAUUCUGCCGCUAUUAAGGAUGUGGCAACUGACAACGGUCAUCAAUGGCUUGGAUUGAGAGUUGGUGGCGGUGGCGGUGGCGAUCAACAUGAAGCUGCAGAAGGACUUGAUUUGGAGCUUAAGCUAUGA